Messenger RNA from Dovyalis caffra, 1914 nucleotides. NCBI's taxonomy places the organism in Eukaryota, Viridiplantae, Streptophyta, Magnoliopsida, Malpighiales, Salicaceae. The record is from the annotation of a GenBank genome assembly.
AUGAUCAAGUUGGAAAGUUCAAAGAAUUUAAAGGAAUUUUUUGUUUUUGGGUUUGAAUGUGCAGAGCGAGGGAGGAGAGUCAUGGCUAGCGCGACUGCUUCACACUUUGUGUCAAGGAGCUCACAUGUGAGCGGCCAUGGAUCAGAAACGAAGUCGAAUUUGGGUCAAAUUGGGUCAAGAAGCCAAAGCAUGACUCACAGUGGUUUAAGGUCGCUGAACAUGGUGGACAAGCUGCAACUGAGGACUCAAGCUUUUGCUAGGAAGUCUGUCAAAAAGGCUUAUGCCACUAGGAAUGACACUUCUGGAAAAAUCGUUUGUCUACAAGGAGGAAUGACUGUGGUCUUUGUUGCCGCUGAGGUUGCUCCAUGGAGUAAAACUGGUGGUCUUGGUGAUGUCGUUGGUGGACUUCCUCCAGCUCUGGCUGCAAGAGGCCACCGGGUUAUGACGAUCUCUCCCCGAUUUGACCAGUACAAAGAUGCAUGGGACACCUGUGUAUUAGUGCAGAUACAAGUUGGGGACACAGUUGAAACUGUUCGCUACUUCCACUGCUAUAAACGUGGAGUUGAUCGCGUGUUCGUGGAUCAUCCAAUGUUCCUAGCGAAGGUAUGGGGCAAAACUGGAUCCAAAAUCUAUGGUCCUAGAACUGGAGAAGAUUACCGGGAUAAUCAACUGCGGUUUAGCUUGUUCUGCCUGGCUGCUCUUGAAGCACCAAGGGUUCUGAGCUUGAACAGCGGCAAACAUUUCUCUGGACCGUAUGGAGAAGAUGUUGUCUUUGUUGCCAAUGAUUGGCACACUGCUCUCCUCCCGUGUUACUUAAAAUCGAUGUACCAAUCCAGGGGAAUUUACAUGAAUGCAAAGGUUGCCUUCUGCAUCCAUAACAUUGCUUACCAGGGUAGAUUUGCCUUCUCAGAUUUCCCACUCCUCAAUUUGCCAGCUAAGUACAAGAGCUCUUUCGACUUCAUGGAUGGGUAUAACAAGCCUGUGAAGGGAAGGAAAAUCAAUUGGAUGAAGGCUGCUAUAUUGGAAGCACACCGGGUUUUAACUGUGAGCCCUUUCUAUGCUCUGGAACUUGUUUCUGGAGUUGAGAAGGGUGUGGAAUUGGAUAACUACAUCCGUAAAAUGACCAUUACUGGUAUAGUAAAUGGUAUGGAUGUUCAAGAAUGGAAUCCUGCAGCAGAUAAAUACACUAGCAUCAAAUAUGAUAUCACAACUGUUUUCUCUGCAAAACCAUUAUUGAAGGAAGAACUUCAAGCAGAAGUUGGAUUGCCUGUUGACAGAGAUAUUCCUGUAAUAGGCUUCAUUGGUAGAUUGGAAGAGCAAAAAGGUUCAGAUAUUCUUGCCGCAGCCAUUCCAAUGCUGGUUAAAUACAAUGUGCAGAUAAUAGUCCUUGGAACUGGCAAAAAAUACAUGGAAAAGCAGAUUGCCGAGCUUGAGAAAAAUUACCCUGAUAGGGUCAGAGGAGUGGCAUUGUUCAAUGUUCGCUUGGCCCAUAUGAUCAUCGCUGGUGCUGACUUUAUGUUGAUCCCCAGUAGAUUUGAACCAUGUGGUCUCAUUCAGUUGCAUGCCAUGCGAUACGGAACGGUAUGCAUUGUUGCCUCCACUGGUGGACUUGUUGACACUGUCAAAGAAGGUUACACAGGAUUCCACAUGGGAGCCUUCAAUGUUGAGUGUGAUGUAGUUGAUCAACGAGAUGUGGCUGCAAUUGUUAAGACUGUCGUAAGAGCUCUUGCAGUCUAUGGAACUGCUGCCUUCAGAGAAAUGAUCAAGAAUUGCAUGUCCCAAGAUCUUUCAUGGAAGGGACCAGCCAGAUUGUGGGAAAAGGUUCUGUUAAGCCUAAAUGUUGUUGGCAGCAAAGCUGGCGCCGAAGGAGAUGAGAUUGCUCCACUUGCCAAGGAAAACGUUGCCACUCCUUGA